This is a messenger RNA of Pieris napi, 1461 nucleotides long. RefSeq lists its product as uncharacterized. The transcript is spliced from 2 exons. Gene Ontology annotation, cellular component: transcription regulator complex; nucleus. Gene Ontology annotation, biological process: regulation of transcription by RNA polymerase II. The record is from RefSeq and is a predicted model, not a curated record. NCBI's taxonomy places the organism in Eukaryota, Metazoa, Arthropoda, Insecta, Lepidoptera, Pieridae.
AAAGAAAUGGUUAAAAAUAAAAUGAUGCGAGGACUCGACUUUAAAGAAAAAACUUUGGGUUGAGACUUGUAUCAAAGGAAAAUUUUCCACUCUACCUAAAAGCCAUGGACAAAUAAUCUCAACCCAAGUGCUCCAGAUAAUUCACAGUGACGUGUGUGGCCCAUUUGAGAAUGAAUCAAUGGCCGGAUCAAAGUAUUUCGUAACAUUUAUUGACGAUUAUACAAGAUACUGCUGUGUAUAUUUCUUAAAAGAAAAGAGCCAAGUAAUCGAUAAAUUCAAGGAAUAUAAAAACUAUGUUGAACUGUUUCAUAAGAAGAAAAUUCAAAAUCUACAAUCUGAUAAUGGAGGCGAAUUUAGGUCUAAAGCGUUUGACAAAUUCCUUAAAGAUGCAAGAAAGAAGAAAGAAAUGGUAUAAGCUGAAGACUAUCUGCACCUUUAUACCUCACAGCAAAAUGGCAUGAGUGAAAGGAAAAAUCGGUCGCUGAUGAAUAAAGCCAGAUGUCUGAUGCUAGAUGCCAAUAUCCCUGCAAAGUUUUGGGCAGAAGCAGUGUACGAUUUACAACCAUACAGGUUCAACAUGCAAAACACGGUGGAAUAACAUAAGAGACAACUAUCGAAAAUCGUUGAAGAAGACGGAAACUAAAAGUGGACAAAAGAAGACCAAUGUUAAAUUAUACAAGUACUAUGAACAAUUACAUUUUUUGACAAAAUAUUUCAAUGAACGACCGACAGUACAAAGUGUAGAACCAGAAAAAGAAAAUUCUGACUCCGAAACCAUCGAGCCUCGAAAUACCGUAUCCAUUUCACCUGAUAUACCCAAUGUCGCUAGUAACGAAGCAUCCAUUCCAUCACAAAGCUACGUAUCCACUCCAUCACCACAGUGCGUCCGCACUCCCACACCAUCACCAAGCCAUGUAUCCACUCCAUCACCACCAUCACUGUCGUCUCCAUCUACUACAUCUACUUUAAGAAAGAGAAAAGGUUCGACAAAAUGCACACCAAAACCAUCCUCAGCAUCUUGAUUAAUGGAAUAAGUUCUUCAAAAAAAUCAAGAAAAAGCUGAACGCGUCGAGCACCCAGUUGAUGCUUUUUUAAAUGGUAUUGCACCCACACUGAAGAAUUUGAAUCAAUAUUACUUAAAUUUGGCUAAGACUGAAAUAUUUACUACUGUGCAAAAAUAUGAAAUGAAGAGGAUGACAGAGCAAAAUGUACCAUUAUAUCCAAGAGAUAUUGCAACUGAACCAACAAAUACAAAUCUCACAUCGCAAUCUAUUCUUGACUCUACUGGAUUGGCUAAUAUAGUAGAUCCCACAAAAUCAUACCUUCAACAUAGUGAUGUGCAGCAAUUUGUUAUGAACUACACAGUUAACGAAUGAUAAUGCUCUAGAACUUAACAAAGUGUUAAAAGUAUAAUGUGUUUAUGUGCCACAUACGAAGUAAUAAAACUGAUUUAAAUACAUA